AAAAAGUGUUUUACAGAAGUCCAUAUAUGGUAUAAUUAUAUAUUGAGAUCUUAGCUUCUAGGUUUCAACCCAGCUUUUGUAUUUAGCUUCAUUAUAUGCAAGCUGCCUCAGACCUAGAAAUAUGUCUUCCACUACUGCCUCUGCCUCCUCUGUUUCAAGCACGUCAGACAAGCAGGCUUCAUCUGGGGUGUCAAACAACAACUGGAGCAUUGACAACUUUGAGAUAGGCCGCCCAUUGGGGAAGGGCAAAUUUGGUAACGUAUAUCUUGCCAGAGAAAAGAAGAGCAAGUAUAUUGUAGCUCUUAAGGUUCUUUUUAAAUCACAGCUGCAGAAGGCAAGUGUAGAACAUCAACUCCGAAGAGAAAUCGAGAUUCAAGCCCAUUUACGCCAUCAGCACAUUUUACGGCUCUAUGGAUAUUUUUAUGAUGAGACUCGCGUUUACCUCAUCCUGGAGUUUGCACCAAAAGGCGAGCUCUACAAAUACAUGCAAAAGCAGCCUAAUGGUCGCUUCAGUGAGAUGGAGAGCGCUAAAUACAUCAGACAAAUGUCCGAGGCACUCAAGUAUUGCCACAGUAAGAAGGUUAUCCACCGAGACAUCAAACCAGAGAAUAUUUUAUUGAACCUUAAAGGUGACCUUAAAAUCGCUGAUUUUGGAUGGUCGGUCCACGCACCUUCCUCCCGGCGGUCCACUCUAUGUGGCACGCUCGACUACCUGCCCCCUGAGAUGGUCGAGAAUAAACCUCACGACGAGAAGGUCGACCUGUGGUCCCUGGGCGUCUUGUGUUACGAGUUUCUCUGUGGCUCUCCUCCGUUCGAGACCGAGAGCAGCAGCGCCACGUACAAGCGCAUUACACGCGUGCAGUUCAGCUUCCCUCCACACGUCUCGCCUAAAGCCAGAGAUCUCAUCCUCAAGCUUCUGAAGUAUCAUCCUCACGAGCGGCUGCCCCUGGACGAGGUUCUCAAGCAUCCUUGGAUAGUCGAGCAGGCCGCUCUCGAGAAGGCAGGACUUGAGAAGGCCGAAGCUGGCAAUUAAAUGCGCUACUUAUUUAUCCUGGUCUCUUAAUUUUAGUUCAACAAGGGCGUUUGGGAUGAUUACCGCUCAAAUUACGGACAUGCUUCUUGAUUGAAUGUGUUAUGAUUUGCUAAGUGUUUAUUUUAAGCAGGUAUUCCUCAUAAUUUGUAUCUUUUAAUUGGAAUAUACGAAGCCAACUUGAUGUAUUCCCCAAGCAAGCUGAACGGGCGCAAAUUUUCUUGCUCUUACUAAAUAAUGAUCCUUUUAUAUAUUCGAAGUAAAUUUCAGAACUCCUGCUUGUUCACAAAAUGUUGUGCACAUUUCUGGUGAAAAAUUAAAUAUAAUAUUACUAGCUUAUUUUAACACUACUCCAUGAGAUUAAAUUUUGCCGUUGAAUGUCUUCAAACCUGAAAUAUGUUCCUAUGCUAUUGAAUUCCAUAGCUUAAUGUUGAACUCUAGUUGAUCAACACCAGUCAUUCAUUGGAUGUAUUCUAUAUAAAUCCAGUGAUGUGUUUAUACAGGUGUCCAUAGUUCAUGCGUGAUCAAGCACGUGGUAGCAAAAUUAAUCUUAAGAUCAUGUGAAGGGAAAUGUUUUAUUAAUGGGUUCUAAUUUUUAAUUAAGUUGAGACAAGCGCUGUAGAAACUUGUCCGAAUUAGGUUGUGGUGUCGUUUAAGCAGGUGCAUUACAAACGUGAGUCGCUACUUUAAAUAAUUGCUGUAGAUUGUAACGUUACUGUAAGUAAAUGUGCCGCGUGUUUAACAAGACGGUUCCUUCACUGCCAAGCUUCUGGACUACAAUAUUUGUUACAAUAAACUCUAAACUUGAA
This is a messenger RNA of Hyalella azteca, 1839 nucleotides long. Its product is annotated as aurora kinase. The record is from RefSeq and is a predicted model, not a curated record. Gene Ontology annotation, cellular component: spindle microtubule; spindle midzone; chromosome passenger complex. Gene Ontology annotation, molecular function: ATP binding; protein kinase activity. Gene Ontology annotation, biological process: protein phosphorylation; regulation of cytokinesis; mitotic spindle organization. Lineage: Eukaryota; Metazoa; Arthropoda; Malacostraca; Amphipoda; Hyalellidae. The transcript is spliced from 7 exons. The coding region runs from base 122 to 1033 and encodes 303 amino acids.